Messenger RNA from Lithohypha guttulata, 1590 nucleotides. RefSeq lists its product as uncharacterized. The record is from RefSeq and is a predicted model, not a curated record. The transcript has a single exon. Gene Ontology annotation, biological process: transcription elongation by RNA polymerase II. The coding region runs from base 1 to 1590 and encodes 529 amino acids. NCBI's taxonomy places the organism in Eukaryota, Fungi, Ascomycota, Eurotiomycetes, Chaetothyriales, Trichomeriaceae. Gene Ontology annotation, cellular component: elongin complex; nucleus.
AUGCAGAAGACUCCGCACUUCCAUACAGCCAGGAAGGGCGCUGAUUCCCUCAAGGCAAUGGCCAAACGGACAUUAUCUCGCCAUUUACGACAUCUAGUCAGCCUGGGCGAUUGCCCUCCUGAAUUGGUUAAAAGCCUCUUCAUCAAAAUUGACAAACCAGAUCAACUCUAUAACCUCGAGCAGAAGUCUCCACAGAUCCAAGGACAUACAAGAGAAGCAUGGGUGCACCUGAUAAAGCGCGAUGUCCCUCCCAAGUUUCUGGAGGCUCAACUACCUGAAGAGUGGCAGACAGUCAUGUUUCCUUUGGAAAAGGCAGACCGAUGGCACAAAAUCUAUUACAAGCUGAAGAAGAUGGCCGAGAAGGAACAAGCAAAACGUGACGUGGCAUUGGCUGCAACUCUGCGAGGCUUCACUCAUGAACGGGAGCUGAAAACUGCCCCAGUUAUUGACCGCAAGUUGGUCAGCACAGGAAGGAAUAGGGUUGCUACGGCGAAAUUCGACUUCAAUAAUAGUCUCUACAGAUCUGGCGGAAAAGCAACAGGGAAAGCGGCAUCUGGGCCGGGCUUCUUCGAGAGAUUUGAGAAAGGCGCUGGUUCAAGGAGAACCGCCAAAUUACGAACACCUACACACCUACUGAAACCAAGCGUUGGUCAUGGAGUGGCCGCAGCACCAGCGCAUCUCGUAGAGCACAUCAAAGAGCAGAAGCAGAAGGAGAAGGAACAAGCCGAGGAGGAACGAGUAUGGAAAGAACAACUUGAACAACGGAAGCGCAAGGACGAAGCACAAGGCCUCAUCAGACCACUCAGGACAACGAUCAUAAAAACAGGAAUUGCGUCAGUUCCGAGCCAACCCAUGCACGCACCUAAUACGAAGCUCAAACCAAACGCUGCAGUUCAUGCCCCUAACGGUGAUUCGUACGAUCUCAUCAAAGACAGAGAAGCACGACUGCGAGCCCUGAAGAAUGGUACAAAGCUACCACAACCAACCUCCAGCAUUCCAACAAGCAAGCAAGACUUUGAGCGACUAACCAUGGACUUCCUAGAAUCUGAUGAUGAGGAUUCUCCAGCCGCUAAUGAUGAUCUCUUCGAAGACCUCGAACAGCAACAACACCAACAAUAUAGUUCAGAUGCCAACCCAAGCGACGAAGACCUCUUCGGAUCAACCACAAACAGAGCUAGAUCCGCCUCACCACAGCAUCUGAAACCAAAGCAGCCACCACGUCCCAUCAACGGCCUCUCACCAGCAAGAAAACAAGCUUUACAGAACGCUCGUUCGCCUGGCCGUGCUGCAACAGCAAGCCCUGCACCAAUUCCUCAAAGAAGACCAGCCAAUUUCCAACAACCGGCCAGGAGACCUGUCGAUGCAGUGUUAAGCACGAGCCCCAUUCCACCUAGCCGGACAAAGCUAAACAGCACGGCUCAAGCGCAAGCGCAAGCAUUGAAACAAAGCACACCUCAAUUCCACGCACCUGAUCUAGUCGCUGUCAAUGGCAGGCCGGCGAAUAUUGCAACUGCGCAGCAACCAGCGCUGAAGAAGCGGAAGGCGGCUGAUCCGCUAGCUACAUUGAUGAGGUCGAAUAAGAAGAGGUAA